Messenger RNA from Oryza sativa Japonica Group (Japanese rice), 2571 nucleotides. Its product is annotated as pentatricopeptide repeat-containing protein At5g12100, mitochondrial. Lineage: Eukaryota; Viridiplantae; Streptophyta; Magnoliopsida; Poales; Poaceae. The record is from RefSeq and is a predicted model, not a curated record. Gene Ontology annotation, molecular function: protein binding.
CAAACUUUUUUUACGUAUACAGAUACAGUAUUAAACGUAGACUAAUUUUCGAAAGUUAAAACAUUUGAUGUCACGCAAUUUUUGAAAGUUUGAAGAUAACACAGCCUAUACCCCACCAAACUCCAAAAAAACCUUUGGGGAGAGAGAGGAACUGAUGAGGAAGAAGAAGGCCGCUCCUCCCAAAUGUCUCGCCGCCUCCUCCUCCCACGCCGCUCCCUCUGCUCCACCUCCGCGGCGGCCGCCGCCACCCACCUCCACGAGCUCGCCUCCCUCCUCGCCGCCGGCCGCUUCCACGCCUCCGUCGACCUCGCCAAGUCUCUCCUCCUCACCGCGCAGCCGCCCGCCGCCUCCGUCGUCCCCGACCUCUACCACGCCCUCGCCGCCGUCGCCGCCGCCGCCGCAUCCGCAUCCGCAUCCGCCUCGCCUGGAGACCCUCAUCCGGCCUCCUCCUUCCUCUGCGACGCCGCCUCCGCCCUCGUCGUCGCGUCCGCGCGGCUCCGCCUCCCCGACGGCGCGCUCCGGCUUCUGUCCGACCUCGCCGACGAAGCCCGCGCGCCGCUGCCAUCCCUCUCCUCCUGCAACCUCCUCCUCGAGGCCCUCCUCUCGCUCGGCCGCCACGCCGACGUGCGCCGCGCGUUUGGGAUCCUCGCGUCCGCCGGGGCGCGCCCGGACACGUUCGCGUGGAACAAGGCCGUCCAGGCGUGCGUCGCGGCGGGCGACCUCGGCGAGGCCGUCGGGAUGCUCCGGCGGAUGGGACGCGACGGCGCGCCGCCGCCCAACGCGUUCUCGUACAACGUGGUCAUCGCGGGGAUGUGGAGGGCAGGGAGGGGUGGUGACGCCGUUGAGGUGUUCGAUGAAAUGACGGAGAGGGCCGUGCUGCCGAAUCAUAUCACAUACAAUACGAUGAUUGAUGGGCACAUCAAGGGCGGCGACCUGGAGGCUGGUUUCAGGCUGCGGGAUCAGAUGGUGUGUCAUGGCUUGAAGCCGAAUGCGAUUACGUAUAAUGUGCUCCUGUCCGGUCUGUGCCGUGCUGGCAGGAUGGGAGAGACGUCAGCCUUGUUGGAUGAAAUGGCAUCACAAAAGAUGGUGCCCGAUGGCUUCACAUAUAGCAUUUUAUUUGAUGGUCUCUCAAGAAAUGGUGACUCAAAGGCAAUGCUUUCAUUGUUUGGAAAAUAUUUGAAGAAUGGAGUGACAAUUGGAGAUUACACUUGUAGUAUCUUGUUGAAUGGCCUGUGUAAGGAUGGCAAAGUUUCAAUUGCUGAAGAGGUUCUUCAGUCACUGGUAAAUGCAGGGUUAGUCCCAACAAGGGUGAUCUAUAACACUCUGAUCAAUGGAUAUUGCCAGACUGGAGAGCUUGAAGGGGCCUUCUCAACCUUUGGACAGAUGAAGUCGCGGCAUAUCAAGCCAGAUCACAUUACCUACAAUGCACUAAUCAAUGGUUUGUGUAAGGCUGAAAGAAUCACCAAUGCACAAGAUCUGUUAAUGGAGAUGCAGGACAAUGGAGUGAAUCCAACUGUGGAAACUUUCAAUACGCUGAUUGAUGCUUAUGGAAGGACUGGGCAACUUGAGAAAUGUUUCAUUGUUCUUUCCGAAAUGCAAGAGAAUGGGCUAAAACCAAAUGUUGUCUCCUAUGGUUCAAUUGUCAAUGCUUUUUGUAAGAAUGGAAAAAUCCCAGAAGCUGUAGCUAUAUUGGAUGAUAUGUUUCAUAAAGAUGUUUUACCAAAUGCCCAGGUGUACAAUGCUAUCAUAGAUGCAUACGUAGAGCAUGGUCCCAAUGAUCAGGCUUUUAUUUUAGUUGAGAAGAUGAAGAGUAACGGAAUAUCUCCAAGUAUAGUAACCUACAAUUUGCUUAUAAAAGGCCUUUGCAACCAGUCGCAGAUAUCUGAAGCUGAGGAAAUUAUUAACAGCUUAAGUAAUCACAGGUUGAUACCUGAUGCUGUCAGCUAUAAUACUUUAAUAUCAGCAUGCUGUUACAGAGGCAAUAUUGAUAAAGCCUUGGAUCUUCAGCAAAGAAUGCAUAAGUAUGGCAUCAAAUCUACGGUGAGAACAUACCAUCAACUUAUUAGCGGAUUAGGUGGUGCAGGGAGAUUAAAUGAAAUGGAAUAUCUGUAUCAGAAAAUGAUGCAAAAUAAUGUUGUACCCAGUAAUGCAAUACAUAAUAUCAUGGUUGAGGCCUACUCAAAAUAUGGAAAUGAAAUUAAGGCAGAAGAUCUGAGGAAGGAAAUGUUACAGAAAAGGAACAACCAUGAUGACACAUGAGAAAAAUAAUGGUGAGACGAAUAGCUGUAUAGCAAGUCCAACAUGAAACUUUUGAUGUUGAUCAUAAUGAGCCAAUGUUAGAGUGGAUUAGUUUGAUUGUUUGCCUUAUCUUUGUGAACCAUUGAAGGAUUGAAUUGUCGAAUACCAUAUUCUAUUUUUUGUCCCACAAAUCCAAAAUGGAGCUAGAAUAGCAUAUAUGAUGUUUACUAAAUCAUCCAAGCAACAUGAAAGCUGAUGAUACACAUAAUGGAUGUCAAUGUAUAGAAAAGUGGGGCAGGUAACCGUAAGUUAUAUUUCUACAAUUUUCAUUUU